AUGUCACCCACCUUCCAACAGCCCAACACUCUGAGGCUCCGGAGGCAGCCUAAAUAUCCUAGGAAGAGUGCCCCCAGGAGAAACAAGUUUGACCAUUAUGCUAUCAUCAAGUUUCCUCUCACUACUGAGUCAGCCAUUAAGAAGUUUGAAGAUAACAACACACUUGUGUUGAUUGUAGAUGUCAAGGUCAAAAGGCUUUCACAUAAGGCUAUGAAGCAGCUCUGCAACAUUGACAUAGCCAAGGUCAACUUCUUGAUCAGGCCGUUUGGAGAAAAGAAGGCAUAUGUUCGACUGGCUCCAGACUACAAUGCUUUGGAUGCUGCCAACAAAAUUGGGAUCAUCUAA
Chrysochloris asiatica (Cape golden mole) is the source of this 345-nucleotide messenger RNA. RefSeq names its product 60S ribosomal protein L23a-like. Gene Ontology annotation, molecular function: structural constituent of ribosome. NCBI's taxonomy places the organism in Eukaryota, Metazoa, Chordata, Mammalia, Afrosoricida, Chrysochloridae. Gene Ontology annotation, cellular component: cytosolic large ribosomal subunit; ribosome. Bases 1 to 345 code for a protein of 114 amino acids. Gene Ontology annotation, biological process: ribosomal large subunit assembly; translation. The record is from RefSeq and is a predicted model, not a curated record. The transcript has a single exon.